UCUUUUGCUGUUUCAGGUCUCAGAACAUCACACAACUUCCGCACAACAGGACAAUGAAUGUGUCCAGCAACUGCAGUAUCACAAGUCUAGAACUUUAUCACCAUGUCCGCCUCACUGAACUUGCUCUGUAUAGCGUCAUUUUCUUGUUUGGAGCUCUGUUUAAUGCCCUUGCCCUCUGGGUGUUCUUCUGCAAGAUAAAGAAGUGGACACAAACAAGGGUGUAUGUAAUCAACUUAGUCUUUGCAGACUGCACCUUACUUUUCAUGGCUUACUUGCUCUGGAAUAAGUCAACCCAAGACGAACUCUGCCAGUUUAUAGAGACAACAUAUUUCAUCAUCAUGUUAGUGAGUAUCUAUGUAAUUACAUUUGUCUCCAUUGACCGAUACAUUGCCAUAAAACACCCCUUGAAAGCCAGGACCUUCAGGUCUCCAUCAAAGGCAGCCCUUCUCUGCGGUCUUCUGUGGGUCUCUGUGGUAGUCGGUGCCACUGCACAGAUCUGGCAGAGCCAAUCCACCCUCUGCUUCCAGAAGGAUACCACCGUGCCUGCUGCUCUGAGCCUGCUUUCCAUCUUCUUCGUUUUUAUUCUUCCAUUGGCAAUCUUGACUUUUUGCUCCACAGAAGUGAUCAGGAGCCUCAAGAGAGGCCUGAACACCAGUUCACCAGAGGAGAAAUCAAUCCAGAAAGCUGUUCACAUUAUUUACGCAAACCUGAUGGUGUUUCUAGUAUGUUUUCUGCCAGCCUUCUUUGGGUUACUUGCCAGGUUCGUAAUGGAUAGCAUUGGAGCUACCUGUUUCAUGCUCCAGGUUAUGAAGAACAUCUCCUCCCUGACAAGGUGUAUUGCCACAUCUAACUGCUGCCUGGAUAGUGUCUGCUACUACUUUGCGACCAAGGAGUUCCAUGAAGCCCUUCUACCACCCAAAACCAGCAGUGAUAAAACAGAUCAAAUCCACCCCUUGCAGACACACACUUGCUAA
Messenger RNA from Pezoporus flaviventris, 974 nucleotides. Its product is annotated as G-protein coupled receptor 35-like. The record is from RefSeq and is a predicted model, not a curated record. The transcript has a single exon. The coding region runs from base 54 to 974 and encodes 306 amino acids. Gene Ontology annotation, biological process: phospholipase C-activating G protein-coupled receptor signaling pathway; positive regulation of Rho protein signal transduction. Gene Ontology annotation, cellular component: membrane. Gene Ontology annotation, molecular function: G protein-coupled receptor activity. NCBI's taxonomy places the organism in Eukaryota, Metazoa, Chordata, Aves, Psittaciformes, Psittacidae.